UUUUUGACAUUUUCUCCACCUCCUUCGUUCUACUCAAAAUCACUCAUUUUCCCUGAAGUCUCCAUUUGCCUACUUCGAAAAAUGGCUAUCGCUAAUCUGCAGAGAUUCGCUUCACGAAUCGCUCGAAACCCUUCAAUUUCUUCCUCCUUCAGAGCUACAAUCGCUCGAUCUUCCGCCACCGCAUCCUCAUCUCCAUCCCGCUCCGGUUCCGCCAAAGUCGCCGAUCGGAUCGUUAAGCUCUUCGCCGUUGACCCGGACGGCCAUAAACGUGAGAUUAUCGGACUCUCGGGUCAAACACUCCUCAAAGCCCUAACAAAUCACGGGUUAAUUGAUCCGGAUUCUCAUCGCCUUGAAGAUAUCGACGCGUGCUCUUCCGAGUGUGAGGUGCACAUUGCUCAGGAAUGGCUCGAGAAGCUUCCAGAAGCUUCCUAUGAUGAACAGUAUGUUCUCAAGAGGAAUUCUAGGGCUAGGGUUUUGAACAAGCAUUCGAGGCUCGGUUGUCAGGUGGUACUCUCACAAGAGCUUCAAGGAAUGGUUGUGGCAAUUCCUGAGGCUAAGCCAUGGGAUAUUCCAUAAAAGGUUACACUACCCCCUCCUCAAAGUUUGAUUCUACUUUUGCAAUACCAUGGUCAGAUUCUUGGGUGGAUUUGUCAACUCAAUGAUCCACUCAAUCUGAUGACACAAGCUUGCAAGAAAGAAUUGUACUGGCACAUCUCAUCAACCAUUUUAGCAUAGCAACUUAUAAUAUGCUUUCAAAUUCUUCAUUGAGUUUCCUAUUUGCUUGGGAUCUUGUUCUGGUGCUUAUCUAUUUCAGUAUUCGACUUUCUUUUUUCUGAAUACUUGGAGCAAAAGCACUCUAUCCAAAACAAAUCAUGUUUCUAGGCAAUAUCUUUGUUUUCGAGAGCAAUGCGAUUUUGUUUCCUGUA
Messenger RNA from Nicotiana attenuata, 926 nucleotides. RefSeq names its product 2Fe-2S ferredoxin-like. Lineage: Eukaryota; Viridiplantae; Streptophyta; Magnoliopsida; Solanales; Solanaceae. The coding region runs from base 82 to 576 and encodes 164 amino acids. Gene Ontology annotation, cellular component: mitochondrion. Gene Ontology annotation, biological process: P450-containing electron transport chain. The record is from RefSeq and is a predicted model, not a curated record. Gene Ontology annotation, molecular function: 2 iron, 2 sulfur cluster binding. The transcript has 2 exons.